Molecule: messenger RNA, 3037 nt
Organism: Pistacia vera
Lineage: Eukaryota; Viridiplantae; Streptophyta; Magnoliopsida; Sapindales; Anacardiaceae
Product: pentatricopeptide repeat-containing protein At4g21065-like
Exons: 1
Coding region: 89-2992 (967 amino acids)
Biological process (GO): RNA modification
Molecular function (GO): zinc ion binding; RNA binding; protein binding
Source: RefSeq, a predicted model, not a curated record
CUCCCUUUGCCUUCGUUUUCCUCACAUUACUUGCUUAUAUAUUCACUUCUAAAAUUUAAACAUAAAUAAUACAUAACAAUCAAUAUUCAUGAAAUCUCUGCUACCAUCUGCCACCAUCUCCUCCUUUUCUCCUCCUUCUCUAUCUCUCUUAAAUCAUUAUUCUAUCAAACCCCAUCUUAAAACCAAUCUCAAUUUCAACCCAAAAAAUCUCACCCUUCAAACUCAUUCAACUGCUUCCCAACCUCCUCUUUUUUACUUCAACCUCUAUCUUCAGCUUUAUGUAAACGCAGGCUCCAUGCAACAAGCAAGGAAUCUAUUCGAUCAAAUGCCUCACUCUCAGAGAACUAUCAUUUCUUGGACAAUCCUCAUGUCCGGGUACACGAAACAUGGCCCCGUCUAUGAAACACUCUUGAUGUUUAUUUUUAUGUUGAGUCACGGGUCGGUGUGGCCUGAUGCUUUUGUUUACUCUAUUGUAUUGCGCGCGUGUUCUCGAGUUAAGGACUUGAGUUUUGGGUGUGGAGUUCAUGGACUUGUUUUAAAAAGAGGGGGUGUGGUUGAUGGGUUUGUGUAUAAUGCGUUGGUGAAUAUGUAUGCGAGUUGUGGGCGUCUUGAUGAUGCUAUUGCUGUUUUUCAAGGACUUGAGAAGCCUGAUUUGGUUGCUUGGAGUUCCAUGUUAAGUGGGUAUGUGAAGAACGGGCUUGAAGAAGAGGGCUUGAGGAUUUUUCUUGAGAUGAUUUGUUGUGGUGUUGAGUUGGAUAGUUUUGUUUUCUCAAUGGUGAUCAAAGGGUGUGCCAAUUUGGAGGAGUUGGAGUUUGGUAAGCAGAUUCAUUGCUGUAUGAUUAAGAUGGGUUUUGGGACCUACUUGUUUUUAGAGAACAGUCUAAUGGAUUUUUAUGCAAGAUGUGGUGAUUCAAAGGGGAUGAGACGGGUUUUUGAUGGAAUGUUUGAGGGAAAUUUGGUUUCUUGGAACACAUUAAUUAUGGGUUAUGUUCAUAACUCGCUUUACCUUGAAGGUCUUAAGGUUUUCAGAAUUUUAAUGGAGGAAGUUUCUGAAUGUGAUGACUUCACUAUAACUAGUAGCCUUAAGGCAAUCACUAGUGUAGACAAAUUGGAUCUUGGCAGAGAGGUUCACGGGCAUAUAAUAAGAGUUGGUUUAGAAUCUAAUCAAUAUGUGUUUGGUUCUCUUUUAGAUAUGUAUAUUGAGUGUGUUAACCAUGAGAUCUUGAAUCCACGAGCAGACCUUCCUAUGAGGUUAUAUAACUAUUUUAAUGGAGAGAAAUUUAAUGGACAUUUUAUCGCAAGCAUGCUAAAAUGGUGCUCUUUACUGUCCAAUCUUGAAACAGGGAAAAUGUUCCAUUCCUUGAUUAUAAAACUCGAUCUGAAUUCUGAUCCAUACGUUAUAAGCUCUCUAAUUGAUAUGUAUUUCAAGUGUGGUAUUUCGGAAGCUGCUCUAAGGGUUUUUAUGAGAGUAAAAGACCCAGGGACAGCUACAUGGUCAGCUCUCAUUUCCGGGUUUUGUCUGAAUGAGUGGUAUGCUGAGGCCCUGGAACUUUUCCAAAAAAUGCAGUUUGACUAUAUUGAAGCUAAUGAAUUUACUUUCACUUCUGUUCUUCUAGCUUGUCUAGUUUUGCAGGAUCUUAGAAAGGGAAGAGAAUUACACUGCAAGAUACUGAGAGCUGGUUAUGGAUCAAAUGUUUCUGUCGUCAACAUGCUCAUGCAUCUUUAUUCAGAACUAUGGCAUUAUAAACAAGCUCUUAAGCUCUGUUCCCUGAUUUCGGGUGUUGACAUCUCGUGGAAUUUACUUCUUAAAGCCUGCAUAAAGGCCAAGGACAAUGAAAUGGUUCAUCAAAUUCUAAGAAGGAUUCAAAUGUGUUAUGGGUUUGUUGAUCCAUACUCUGCUUGUUACAUUCUAAACUCUUGUGCAAAUCCAGUGCUUCUGAAUGUGGGGAGACAAGCACAAGCCUACAUGACCAAGAGGGGUGUCAUCUCACACCCUACAACCCGCAAUUGUUUAAUUAACAUGUAUUCAGGAUGUGGUAUAAUUGACGAUGCAGAUUUGGCAUUCAAAUCCAUGCCUGAGAAAAACCCUCUCUCGUACAGAUCUAUCAUCUCUGCUAGAGUGAGUCAUGGUCAGCCAUCAGAAGCUCUGUAUUUGUUUAAAGAUAUGCAACGAAAGAAUAAUUCCAUGGACCCAAGCACAUUUAAGUCAGCCUUGAAGGCAUAUGCCCAAAUGGGAAUGGUAGAUGAAGCAUAUCGUUUGUUCACAUUAAUGGAGGAGGUUUAUGUAAUUGAACCAUCACAAGAGCAUUAUUCCUGCAUGGUUGAGGCUUUUAGUCGAGCUGGAAUGUUUGAAGAAGUGCAGAAUUUUAUCAAUGGGAUCAUCCCAGUCAAAUUAGGUGCCUUGAUUUGGAGAACUCUUCUUUGGUCCUGCCGUGUACAUGGUAAUAUGAAAGUGGCAAAAUAUGCUUUAGAGAAACUGGUAGAAUUAGAUCCAAGUGACUGCUCAACACAGAUACUUCUUAAACAGGUUUUCUUGAUGCUAGGUAAGUGGGAUGAUGCAUCUAAAAUGAAGGUUGAAAACAGAACCAUGAGAACAAAUUCUAGUUGGAUAGAAAUAAGGAAUAAAAUCUAUGAAUUUGUGUCAGACCAGAAACCAAGUAAGGAGGUUUCUGAUAAAUUAGCAGAAAUAGAAGAGAAGAUGAAGGAAUCUGGAUAUGUAGUGAAUAGGAUACAGCUAAUGCCCACGAUAGAGGAGGAAGAAUAUGAUGGUGGAGGUCUUCAUCACAGUGAGAUGAAGGCAGUGGCUUUGGGGCUUAUUACAUUACCCCAUGGAUUGCCUAUAAGGGUAAUGAAGAGUGUUAGGAUGUGUGGACAUUGCCACUAUGCUUGCAAGUUAAUCUCAACUUUCAUUGACAGAGAAAUAGUUGUCAAGGAUCCCAGCAAUUUUCACCACUUCAUAGGUGGCAAUUGCAGCUGCAGAGAUAUUUGGUAGCUUAUUACAACUGUAUAUUUGUAGCCCUUUUUUGUGCAAAUACCA